This is a messenger RNA of Candidula unifasciata, 300 nucleotides long. The record is from the annotation of a GenBank genome assembly. Lineage: Eukaryota; Metazoa; Mollusca; Gastropoda; Stylommatophora; Geomitridae.
AUGCAAACUAAUGAAACAUAUGCUGUGUCUGAGCAAGGGGCUCCCUUAAAUCCACAGUUGCCAACUGUGACAUCAGAAGAACACCAGAAGAUCACUCACACACUCAAGCCUCAAUCAGGCCUCCAGUGGCUCCUGUGGUCAAAGAUGGAGGCCAUCUUUACUUGUUGCUGGUUCGUUGUUCAGACAUUUUUUUUAAUCGCUGGCCUUACAGUUCUGCAUUUUUCUACAUUUUCUGUUAUGGUUGCUUAUCUCUUGAAUGGAGCCGUCAGGCGGAGGAGAGAAUUCCGACCUAAUUACUAA